AUGGCCCCAACCGGCGCGGACACCAUACGUAUUCUUGUCUCAACGGACAACCACGUUGGGUACAAUGAACGCGACCCCGUACGGGGCGACGACAGCUGGAAGAGUUUCCACGAGGUGAUGUGCCUUGCUAAAGAACGAGAUGUCGACAUGGUACUCCUUGCAGGAGACUUGUUCCACGAGAAUAAGCCGUCCCGAAAGUCUAUGUACCAGGUGAUGAGGUCUCUGCGCAUGAAUUGUCUUGGAGAUAAACCAUGCGAGCUGGAGAUGCUCAGCGAUGCCAGCGAAAACUUUCAAGGAGCUUUCAACCAUGUCAACUACGAGGAUCUGGAUAUUAACGUGGCCAUUCCUGUUUUCUCCAUACAUGGGAAUCAUGAUGAUCCAUCUGGUGAAGGUCACCUGGCUGCCCUUGAUUUGCUGCAGGUAUCAGGCCUGAUAAAUUAUUAUGGCCGCACUCCCGAAUCUGAUAAUAUCCAAAUCAAGCCUGUUCUACUGCAAAAGGGACGUACAAAGCUAGCCCUGUUUGGGAUGAGUAACGUACGAGAUGAGAGGUUAUUUCGCACGUUCAGAGAUGGCAAAGUCAAGUUCUUUCGACCAUCGAUGCAGCAGGAAGACUGGUUCAAUCUUAUGAGCGUACACCAGAACCACCAUGCACAUACUGAGACAGGUUAUCUGCCGGAGUCAUUCUUGCCGGAUUUUCUUGACUUGGUUAUCUGGGGCCAUGAGCACGAAUGUCUGAUACACCCUCGAUUAAACCCGGAGACAAAUUUCCACGUUAUACAGCCAGGCUCUUCAGUAGCAACGUCCCUAGUUCCUGGUGAAGCCGUAAAGAAACAUGUCACCAUACUAAGUAUAACCGGACGCGAAUUCAAAUCGGAGCCCAUUUUACUAAAGUCUGUUCGGCCAUUUGUUACCAGAGAAGUUGUUCUGAGCGAUGAAAGAGAGAUGCAAAAGCUUUCUAGAAAGGAAGAUACGCGGACAGAGACGACACGCUUUUUGAUGGGUAUUGUCGAGGAGAUGGUUGAAGAAGCCAGGAAUGAGUGGUUACAGCAGCGAGAAGCCGCUAGUGAUGAUGAUGACGACGAAGUUGAGCCCCCUCUACCGCUCGUACGGCUGAAAGUCGAGACAUCGAGGCCUGGAGGAGGAAAUUUCGAUUGUGAAAACCCACAGCGUUUUUCGAACAGGUUUGUUGGCAAAGUCGCCAAUGUUAAUGAUGUUGUGCUAUUUCACCGCAAGAAGAAAGGCACGGCUCUUACACAUGGCAAAUCCGACGCACCAGAUGAAUCGGCUGUGUCCCAUCUCGUCGCCCUUGAUGCGAUAAAAGUUGAACAGUUGGUUCGAGAGUUCCUUACGGCACAGUCAUUGACAAUUCUGCCUCAAAACUCGUUCGGAGAUGCCGUAUCCCAAUUCGUUGAUAAGGACGACAAGUAUGCUAUGGAGAUGUUUGUCAACGACUCGUUGGAAAGCCAGAUUAAGCAUCUGAUGAAUCUAGAUCGUGACCAAGAUGGAAUCGAUCAGGAUGACUAUGAACGUGAGGAAAUUAUCCAGACUGCCAUGGAUAAAUAUCGCGAACAGCUUGAAGAGCUAUUUGCUAAAGGCAAGGGUAGGAGAACAGGUGGGAAGAAGCGGUUCAAGCCUAAACCUGAUGGCUGGGAUACGGAAUUUGACGGUGUAUGGGAGGAUCAACCUGGUGCACUGAUACACUCUGAUUAUGAAGACGGCCGCAACAAUGACGAUGAUGAAGAGGAAGAAGCCCCUGCCAGAGCCACGACUACCAGUAGAAAACGGGGCGCAUCCACUGCUGCGUCAACGUCAACUCGUGGUAGAGGUAGAGGUGCCAGUCGAGCUGCGGCUAAGACCACUACAACAAGGGCACGGGGGAAAGCAAAAACUACCGCUCCACCAGCCCGGGGAUCUAGAAAAGAUGUCUUUGACGAUGACGAUGAAGAUGAUGAGGAAGCUUUCCUGGAAGCAAUGCCCGACGACGAUGAACCCGUGGUAUUAGAUGAUAUCCCUGAAAACAUCGACGACGCUGAAGACCUGUUCGUCCAGCAGCCAGCACCAAGAUCUCGCGGAAGAGCAGCACCAGCCACGACAACCAGUAGAUCCAAGGCGGCGUCUACUCGCAAACCAGCCGGACGGACAACAGCAGCCAGCAAGAAAGUCCAGGGCACAUUGAACUUCGGUCGGUCUCAGACCAGCCAGAGCCAAACUCUAGGCGGCACCAGUGUCAGUGGCUCUAGUACGAGACCCACGCGAGCUGCCGCCACAAGAGCAGCUCGCAGCGUCAGCGUGAUGAGCGACGGAGUUGAAUAUGAUGAUGACGAAGAUGCGUUUGAUCCAGCGCCCAUUGUCAGUAGUGGGCGUAGUUCAAGGAGAAGAUGAGGUUUAUUCCGCGAGAUAGACAAUCAGUUAACUAUUUGCUUGCCUCAUGUAGCAGCAACUUGUUCGUAUAGUCAAUCGAGCCCAGGUCAAGCAAAGUCUCUAUGUAGAAGCUGUACGGAUAAUCGUUUAUCACUUUUCUACCCCAGCAGAUAUUGCGCGCAGACAAAUGAAGUAGUAGCAUUAUUGAUUUAACAUCGUGGAUCCAACACUGUUUGUCCGCUUCUCAUCGUCUAGCCUGUGGUACCUAGCACAGUUACUUAGUGUAACCAGUAAAGGGAUCAUUAUUACACAUUAACUAGUGGCCACGGCAACGUGACAUAACUAAUGGAUGAUAUGCGUUUUUUGAUUAGUUAACUAGGGGGCCUCCUAAACUCUUUUUUUUUCGCCCUGGGUUCGAACCCAACUUCGCCCUUUUCCUUUUUACUCUUAGAAACAACUAUCAGAACAAGUCCAGGAGCAAGGUAAGGUGGUCCUCAGUAAGGAAAGCACGAUGGUUUAUCCCGAUCAGGAAAUGGCAACCCAUGACACUCGCAACUUCCACUGAUACACUGUUUAUUUGUUUACACGCCCAUGCGAUGGUUGCCCCUGCCUAAUCCAUACAGAUUACUCUCCUGCGUGCAAGAUGCAGUUACAGCGCCUAGCUAUGCCUGAGCCUGUCUACAGAGUGAAUAUAGAAAUGGUCUUGAUCCGUACGCAUAGUAUAUCCAUCAAUUUUUACAUUCCCUUGAUUGUGUGAUAAAAAGAAGAUAAUUCCAAAUAUAUCUUGUAUAUCAGUGUGCCUAGUGGGAUGGGCAAUGUGUUUGAUUAUAGAGAAUAACAAUCUGUCCUACAUAGUCAAACCAUGAGACUGUAGCUCAUUGGGUCAAUGAAGAAGUGAAAUCAAUAUAUGAUAUAACAUUCCACCUCUAACUACUUCCCAUAGUAUCAACACGGCCUUUCUUUCUAUACUUAUACAGGCCUUUCUAGUACAGCCAUAGAUAGUAUAUAUAAGAUUAAGGAGCCCAACGCCUCCAUGGAGGUAACUAUAUAUUUAUCUGCCAGUGGAGGACGAUAACUACCUGCCUCAUUAUUGGGUAAUUCAAAGAGGAGAUAAGAUUUAUUCCACGAGAUACAAUCAAGACAGUAUACUCAUAGUAUCUAUAUUCUUGUACCGUGUGGCGACUUGUUGUAUGAUUAAGAACAUACACCAUUACCAAGCAGCAUCUCAGUAGAACUCUUGACCAAUCAUUACCCGUCUAGUUAGUUACGGAUAACACGGCAGAUCUUCUAUGCAGGCAAACCAAUUAUUUCUGUCAAUCAGAAUAUGCCCUCUUCGAUUUGCCCAACCAUUUGUUGGGCGCGAUGCCCGUCCACUUAGGUGUUCAGGUGACAUUUUUCAAGGUCCCGGGGACGGGACGGAAGUCUAAGUAGCUUGAUACCUCACUACCAUACGGAGUAACUGACUAAUUAGUUAAUAUACUUCUCUCGGAUCGGUGGAUCGGUAG
This is a messenger RNA of Trichophyton rubrum CBS 118892, 3866 nucleotides long. RefSeq names its product DNA repair protein (mre11). Gene Ontology annotation, biological process: double-strand break repair via homologous recombination; meiotic DNA double-strand break formation; mitotic intra-S DNA damage checkpoint signaling. NCBI's taxonomy places the organism in Eukaryota, Fungi, Ascomycota, Eurotiomycetes, Onygenales, Arthrodermataceae. Gene Ontology annotation, molecular function: manganese ion binding; 3'-5'-DNA exonuclease activity; DNA endonuclease activity. Bases 1 to 2382 code for a protein of 793 amino acids. Gene Ontology annotation, cellular component: nucleus; Mre11 complex. The record is from RefSeq and is a predicted model, not a curated record. The transcript is spliced from 2 exons.